Messenger RNA from Temnothorax curvispinosus, 1690 nucleotides. Its product is annotated as insulin-like growth factor-binding protein complex acid labile subunit. Gene Ontology annotation, cellular component: extracellular matrix. NCBI's taxonomy places the organism in Eukaryota, Metazoa, Arthropoda, Insecta, Hymenoptera, Formicidae. Bases 84 to 1145 code for a protein of 353 amino acids. The transcript has a single exon. The record is from RefSeq and is a predicted model, not a curated record. Gene Ontology annotation, molecular function: protein binding.
GAUAACUCUCCUCCACGACCCGUAAUCGCAGUUGCGUCCGUGUCACUCGGUUAGGCGCGUCGACUGAUUCGAACUCUCUUGCCAUGUCGCGGUUUCUUCUGCUCUUUUCGCAAGUCGUUAUUCUGUUUCUUUCGGCGAGGGCCUCGUCGGAGGUGAAGGAGCCGACCUGCCAGGACAACGGCAACGUUACAACGUUACAACGUCUUGGUUACAACGUUUGUCACUACAAGGGGGUCCUCGUCGAAGUUACGCAAAGCCGUUUCGAGGACCGAUUGGACCUUAGGGACCUGGACCUCUUGGCGAUUCGAGAGAACGCCUUCAAAAACGUGUCGGCGACGCACUUGGAUCUAAAUCAAGGCAACCGGAUAUCCUUGCUGACGAGGGAAUCCUUCCGCGGUUUGCCCAACUUGGAGCGCCUCGACUUGGAUAUCAAUGUAGUACCGUUAUCGGCGUACUUGUUCGCGGAUUUGGGACACUUGCGGUCGCUGUCGUUGAACUUCAACAAGAUCAAUUCGAUACCGAAGGACUCGUUUGCCGGCUUGUCAAGCCUGAUUGAGCUCCACCUAGGUCUCAACGAUAUCGAAGCGAUCGAGGCGGAAUCCUUCUCGAAUCUUAAUCCCAAACUGCUGGGCCUUUGGCUCCACAGGAAUAAAAUCUCUCGCGUCGCGCCAGUUGCCUUCGCCGGGUUAACCGAAUUGAAUAGACUCCACUUGGGUUACAAUCGGCUAGAGGACUUGCCGAGCGAUACCUUUCGAGGAUUGAACAAGCUGCGGUAUCUCUACUUAAAUGACAAUCGGAUAACGAGCGUUUCCAGGUCGCUCCUCCGCGACUUGGUCAGUCUGAGAAGGCUCGAUCUUCAGCAGAACGAGAUCAGCGCUCUCGAGCCGGAUACGUUCAGGGAUCUGUCUCAGCUGAAACUACUAGACCUGAGCGGAAACAAACUGUCUCACAUUGUAGUCGGCACUUUUGCCGGACUUUCCAAUCUGGAAGGCAUCGUGCUGUCCGACAAUGGCAUCCACACGGUGGACAAUGGCACUUUCGCUGAUCUCGUCAAACUGCGAUAUCUCCACUUCGAUGGCAACAACUUCGAAAUUGACAAGGAGGUCAGCGGCUUCCCACAUGUCACUGUUUUUACGAAAAUUUAGGGAUUAUUUAUAUAUCGCAAGGUGCAAUCAACCCUUGAAUUUUGCUAAGUUUUUUAUAUAUUACAAUACAUUUCAUGCAUUCACCGGUACAGAGUAUAGUAACUCUGUUCAAUGCGCAAUGAUUUAUGAAAUAUUAAUGUUUGAAAUGUUUUUUCAAUAUUAAUAAUAAAUGAACCAUGUUUAUGCAAAGAAGUCGCAUUCAUAAAAUGUGCAAAUUAGUAAUGUGUUUUAAAUGUUUCUAUGAUAGAUAUUCUGCAAAAACAUGUACAGAUUGUGAUUAUAAUCAAGAGUGCACAAAUUGGCCGAAGAUUAAUUGUCAUGGAAUGUAUUUUUGUUACUGUGUAUGUGACAAUUACGGACAGGAAAAAUUUUAAACAUUAAUGUUUCAUAAACUAUUGCGCAUUGGAAAGGUUUACUCUAUUUUAUAUUAGUGAAUGGGAUGUACUGUAACAUAAAAAUUGAGGAGGUCAAGGGUUGGUUAUCUUCUUCUCAGCGUUGAAUGCUUCCCGACAUAAGAAAUAAAUAAAUAAAAUUUUUAAUCGCAA